Molecule: messenger RNA, 990 nt
Organism: Caenorhabditis bovis
Lineage: Eukaryota; Metazoa; Nematoda; Chromadorea; Rhabditida; Rhabditidae
Source: the annotation of a GenBank genome assembly
AUGGUCUUCACACCAAUUCAUCCUGACGAACAGCGAUUCGUCGACACCGCCAUCAAACUUGUGCAAACCGCCGGAACGUUGGUGCGCACCGCUUUUGAUUCAAAGGAGAGCAAAGUUGAUACCAAAUCAUCGAAUACUGACCUCGUUACGGAAACUGACCAAGCUGUUGAGAAAUUGCUAAUUGAAGGAUUGCAAAAUGCAUUUCCCGACCAUAGAUUCAUUGGUGAGGAAUCUGUCGCUGGUGGCACUAAAAUUGAGUGGACCGAUGCUCCAACAUGGAUCAUUGAUCCCAUCGAUGGAACGACCAACUUCGUUCAUCGGAUUCCGAUGAUUGCCAUCUGCGUCGGUCUCGCCAUCAAUAAGCAACUUCGCGCAGGAAUAGUCUACAACCCAAUCACUUACGAACUGUACACCGCACAAGUUGGCGGCGGUGCUUACAAAAACGGCUUUCCGAUACAUGCGUCAUCCAACAAGUUGCUUUCGAAAGCGGUUCUUUGCCAAUCAUUGGGCAUCCACAACCGCACGAUAUUCGGCGACAAAUGGUUGGACGUCGCCACGGCGAACAUGAAAAAUCAAGUGCUGGCCGGUGUGCGUGGGUAUGUCGCAAUUUGUUUAUCUGUGUCGGAUAGUGUGCUCAUUCUUCAGUUGGGCUCGAUUCGCAAUCCUGUCAUGCGAAAUUCCUUCAUCAGCUCCUAUAGCUCGGUGAUGUUCGAUAACCAGUGUCACGGGCAUCGUUCAUUCGGAUCUGCUGCUAUUAACAUGGUAAUGGUAGCACAAGGAAGCUGCGACGGCUACGUCGAAUAUGGAAUUCAUGCAUGGGACGUUGCCGCUCCAGGAGUGAUCGUUAAAGAAGCUGGAGGAGCAUUGAUCGAUCCAACUGGCUCCGAGUUUAAUGUGAUGUCUAGGAAAGUGCUAUGCGCUGGAACCCCGGAACUCGCUAAUGACCUUUCCAAAAUCUUAACCCAUGUCGAUUUUGAGCCCGAAGCUUAG